AUGACGUCCAUACCAGCCAGGUGCAUUGCCUCUCCAUCCCCAACACCGCCGGUCAAGACUGAGAGUGCCUCUCAAACCACCCGUCGGUCCUCCACACCUAACAAGGAGCUGGGCCUCUUCGUGACUCACGAUGAAAGCGAGUACGGAGACGCAGAUGACGACGGAGAUGACGGCGGAGAUGACGAUGAGAUGGAUUCUUCAGGGGAUGACAAUGUUCAAGAUUCGGCAAGGAUUAAAUACUACGACGAAUCGAUCGAAUCCUUACCAAAAGCCGCAGCGUACGACCCUGACUUCAAACAGGUGCCGGUGGACACGCUCAGACUUGUUGCACGAAUCAGCCAGACAGUACCUGCCGGAAGCCGCAAACAUCCUAAAUUCGAGCACCUCAUUGACCAAGCAGAACGGCUCGUGAAGUUUCCCGUUAAGAAAAAGCACCGUAUCAAUGUCGUUGGGAAGUCUGGCGCGGGCAAAAGCUCGCUCCUGAACUGCCUCCUUGGGCUGCCAGGUCAUGCAAAGGCUCUUGCAGGCUCUAAAGCGUGCACCCACGUACCCACUGCUUACGAGGGCCCAUUUGAUGAUCAAACGAAGCGAUUUGCAGCCAGGAUCGAAUUCUUCACAAGAGAUCAGAUACGGAAAAUGAUGGAACUCAUGGUCGACAAUUAUUACGAAUACCAUUUUGAAAAUCACGAUGGCCUCGACACCCCUGAGCUCGCCAACAUGCAGAAUGCGGCGGAAACUGCUCUAGACACUUUCCAUGGUCUUUUUCGCAAGAAACAGGUCUUCGCAACACGGGAAGACGGGAAGGGGUACCUUUCCCAAAGCUUGCAGGUCGAAUACGGGAAGACGCUUGUUGCAGACCGGUUUGCUUCAUGGUGCGAAGGUAUUGUUCCGAAUACGGGGCGGAACGAUACCACGGUGAUCUACGAGACGGAGAGCGAGCAGGAACUGCGCGACUACAUCCAACGAUACGCUUUUGGAAACCCAAAAUCCAAAGAGCCCUGCUUGUGGCCUUUGGUUAACAUCAUUCGUGAGGGAAUGAAAGGAAUUGAAUUUCUCAAAUAUGUCACGCUAUUCGAUUGGCCUGGUUCUGACGAUACGAAUCAUCUGCGCGCAAAUGCUUCAGCGCAACGCAUUUACGAUUGCGAUGAAAUAUGGAUUGUGUCGUCGGCGGACCGUAUUGCCACUGAUCCCGCAGCAACCACCAACUUGAUCCGAUAUGGCAAGACCAUACCUUGCGCCUUGAUCUGCACCGGCAUCGAUGACAAGAUCGAUGGCGAGCUUGUUGAAGAGAUUGAAGGCUAUGGCCACGAUAUCGGCAAUCAUGACGAGCUGGUGGCGGACGAAUCGUCUCUUCAGAACGAGAUCGAUACACUUCAUCACAAGAAGGAAAGGGCGGACAAUGCAUUGAGUCAUGGUUGGACGUCAAACAAACAAGGCAAGAGAAAGCGACUCAGUAAGGAGGCGAGGGUACGCUACCAGAAUGAUCAGCGCGAGAUACCAGCCAACAUCAACGCCUGCGAGGAGCGACAGGCCCGUUUACGACAGGAAAUCUUCGAGUUGAGGGUCCAUGUCCGCAAACAAUACAUCAAAAAGCUUCUUCAUGACAAGAAGCUGUACCAACAUGCGUUGAACGGUAGACUGGAGCUGAUGUUCGCGUCCAACACUCAUUACGCCCGGCAUAAAGGAAGGACCCUCAGCCAAGAUCCCCUUCUCCCCAUCAAAGAUACUGGCAUCCCAGAGAUACGUCAGUACAUCCUUAGCGCCGCCGCUCCCGGCGAGCUCAAGACCGUUCAGGACUUUCUCAAUUUUGAGGUCGAGGUCUUACUCAAGGGCGUAGGCCUAGUCACUGACACAGUCGAUCUAAAGGGAUGUGAAGAGGCAUUGAAGAUGGUUGAGUCCAAACAACAGGAUAUUGAGCCGGACAGGGACUACUUCCUACAGUCUGUCGAUUGGUUCGUCCAGAGAGAGCUGAUAGCGCCUUUACAAGUUGCUCAAGCUCGUUACUCCGAGGGCGCACUGAAAGUGCUGGAUGCCAAGAAGAAAUGGCCUUACAUGUCUCUCAGAGCUUUCAUCCGAAAGCGUGGCUGUCAUGAAACACGUACUAUACCCCACCAUAGCUGGACAGAGGAGUUCAUACAAGAAAUGGUCACCGAGCUUGAGGAUUAUUGGUCUGCACUUCAUGACGCUGAAAAUCAAUACGUCAAAGUGUUGCAAGAUGCCUUCAUCGGCCACUGCAGAUCGGUCGCGCAGACUCUCGAUAGACAUGAGUCCAAGUACCGCCUCCAGCAGCAUCGCUUUGAAGAGCUCAUCGAAGUCCAAGCACGAGGUAUCGAGCAAUUAUGUGCCAAAUUUGCUGAAGACUACGAAAGAGCCCUUAGGUAGGCGAGUGGGCUUCAAUCGCUCUUGCAAGAUGCUAACAACCGGGACAGGACUAUUCACAUCGAAGCCACCCAGGCGGACGACCAGUGUCCGACGGGAUAUUUCUUUCAAGCCAUGGGCGCGGCUUGGGACGAGGCAAAAGAAAUUUCAGGUCGGUCGUCUCCAGACUGGGAUACAUACUUCAACUAACGAUUUCGCAGGUCCUCAGGCCAAAGCCCGGGCCCUCACCAUCUUCGAGACCCACCUCAAGCUUCCAGGCGACCGAUCCCCAUUUGCGGUGCUCUGCACCCGCAUGGCGGAGGCGAUAGUGAAGCGCACCCAGGAGCUCCUGACCGAACUAACAGAGGGUGUCAAGCGCAUCUUGGGAGACAUUCGCCAGUGGCUUGAGGCCAUGUUCUACGAGCAGUCGAACGACCCACAGGAGAUCGAGGUACGACAAUUGCUGGAAAAGUUUCACAUCAAGGCUCAAGAGGAAUUUGGCGAGAUUCGCGACACUUUGAAGGUGGUGGAACGGAGGUAUCAGCCGAAGACAGAGUGGUGA
Lecanosticta acicola is the source of this 2920-nucleotide messenger RNA. Lineage: Eukaryota; Fungi; Ascomycota; Dothideomycetes; Mycosphaerellales; Mycosphaerellaceae. The record is from the annotation of a GenBank genome assembly.